AUGCUAACUCAGUCGUCGCUUUUGAAAUCUGCCCAAUCUUUGAAGCCUUUAUUUGACAGAGUUCUCGUGCAGAGACUCAAGCCUGCCACUCAAACUGCAUCGGGAAUUUACAUUCCAGAAAAAAACCAGGAAAAGUUGAACCAAGCUACCGUCAUUGCUGCUGGUCCCGGUAUCACUAACACCACCACUGGACAAGUGAUUCCUACUUCGGUGAAGGCUGGAGACAAGGUGUUGUUGCCAUCUUUCGGAGGUAACCCAGUCAAGAUUGGUGAGGAUGAGUACUUGUUGUAUACCGACAAGGAGAUCUUGGCUAAGAUCGAGGAGUAA
Molecule: messenger RNA, 327 nt
Organism: Meyerozyma guilliermondii ATCC 6260
Lineage: Eukaryota; Fungi; Ascomycota; Pichiomycetes; Serinales; Debaryomycetaceae
Exons: 1
Coding region: 1-327 (108 amino acids)
Cellular component (GO): mitochondrial matrix
Molecular function (GO): protein folding chaperone; metal ion binding; ATP binding
Source: RefSeq, a predicted model, not a curated record